UUCAGUUGCUGUACGCGUAUCUCCCCCCCGCCCGCCCCGUCUCUCUCUCUGGCUGUCUGUCCCGGCACACUUCUCAUCACGAAGAAGUCGCCAGCCUGGGGCCCAUCGGCUGUCGUUGGGGUUCCGAACCGCGUUUGACUUCGCGACAACAACAACAACAUCAUCAUCAUCAACAAGAAGACGACGACGUGGCCACAUUCACAAGCGGCUCCCACAACCCACGCCGCAGCAACGCAGUGCGAGUCGCCCCUUUGUAGCGAACGCGCGUUGCAGUGAUAGCAUCACCACCACCAUCAGCACCACCACCAGCAGCAGCACCACCAGCAGCAGCACCACCAUCAGCACCACCACCAGCAGCACCACCACCAUCAGCACCAUCAGCAUCAGCACCACCACCAUCAGCACCACCAUCAGCACCACCACCAUUAUCACCACCACCAUCAUCAGCACCACCACCAUCAUCAGCACCACCAGCAUCAUCAGCACCACCAGCAUCAUCAGCACCACCACCAGCACCACCACCAGCACCAUCAGCACCAGCACCAUCACGACCACCAGCACCACCACCAGCACCACCAGCACCAGUACCACCACCAUCAGCACCACCACCAGCACCACCACCAUUACGACCACCAGCACCAUCACGACCACCACCAGCACCACCAGCACCAUCAGCAGCGGCAUCAUUGUCACUCGCCAGUGGCGUGGAGUGGCGAGCCGGCCCCUCUCCGUUCCGUCCUCGUCUCGCACGUGGACGACAACAACAACAACAACACAAAAGGAGGCAAACACGGAGGAGACGAGGAGAGACACGAGGACCACCGUCAUCGGGGAGAGACGAGUGGUGCUGGGGGCGCAGACUCGGGCACAUUGCGGGCCCCUACCCGCAGGGCCGGGCGGCACCAUGAACGGACGCAGCACCCGGCCGCAGCUGAUGGUGCCAGCCCGCCUCGACGGGCUGCCCCCGCUGCCCAAGAGCCUCAGCGGCCUCCUCAACUCGAGCGGGGGCUCGUGGCGUGACCUCGAGCGCAUGUGCACCAAGCGCUCCAUGAUCCAGGACGACCUGAGCCGGGCCCGGCGUGGCGGCGGGGGCGGCGGGGGCGGCACCGCGGGAGACUCUCGCCUGCUCGCCGGACGUCCCGGCAACAUGGAGUUGGCGCUGGCUCUGCUCCGCAAGGAGAUGCUGGGCCUGCGCCAGCUGGACAUGUCCCUGCUGUGCCAGCUGUGGUCACUGCACGAAGGCAUCCAGGAGUACAAGGGGCUGGUGCAGGACCUGGGGCCGUGCGGCCCGGCCUCCACACCCGACGCGCCGCUCUCCUCGCUCGACAUGAACGGCUGCUUCGACGACGACUUCGAGCUGGACCGGCCGUCGCCACGCGGCUCCCUCUCCCGCCCGUCCCCCUCCUCGUCCGGCGCUGCGACGUCGGCGAUGACGCCUCCUUCGUCGCCGGCUGCGCACUCCGGAUUCUCGUCGUCGGCGAUGGGGCUCCGGGGGGCGUGGCUCACAGACUCGUUCCACAUGACCAUCUAACGCCGUCCGUCGCCCAAAACGAUUUUCCCAGUCGCUGAUUUGUUAAUGCGCCGGCCAAGGGGAAAGCAGCCUUGGUUUCAUUUUCGUUUGUUCGUUCGAUCGUACGUUGUGAAACUGUGAUGGCCCGGCGAGACUUCCACGUGUUGUUCCAGAUGCAAGGGAGACCCUGGAGACCGUCAAAACAAAUUGCCGUGCUGUAAUUAAUUAACUCUUCGUUUUGAAAGCUGUAUUUAUGAGGCAGGUGAGUGCCCAGUGAAACUCCGGUCGCAGGGAGACACCUUUUCGAUUUGGGCACCGCUGGUGUGCGCGUGAUUAUGCAUGCCCGAAAUUAAAGAUAAUCGACAUUUUUCGUAAAGGACAUCGUACGCUGAGCUGUGUUUCAGCUUCGUGUGAAAUGGCAUCGGAGUUGAGACUCAAAGCGAUUGGAGAUAACGUUUGUCUAUACAGCAUAGCAGGCGAACUUUGCCAUUUGCCUUAAAACUUUGGUAACAUUUUAGAUAAUUAUCAAAAUGGAAGCGCUGGCUUAAACAAAAAACAGGCAAUGGAGAGUCAUCCUCGACAUAUCUCUGUGAGUUAUUGAUAGGACAUUUGAAGGAUUAAAGGUGUGAUAAACUUCAUCUACUGACAAGAAUCUUGCUGUUUUCAUUGGGUAUGCAUGCCCAUCGAUUGUGGAAAGGCAGUGUAAAUGGUCUCACCAUGCAUGACCUUACUUUUCGCAGUACAGAACAUUAUUGCCACCACAUCUUUUCAUUCUGCUUGUGAAUAACAAAUAAAUUAAGGGACUCUGAAGUGGUUUCGGGUUUGUCCCGCACCUUCAAUCAGCACCGUUGGCUGCGUACGGUGCAAACUGAAGUUCAACAUACAUACGUGUACCGCAUUGUGUUGUUAGGGCACGAUGCCCGACGUGUUCGCUGCGAGUGCUGGGAGCUACUUGGGUUCAUCAUUUCCCAAAAAGGCUCCCAGUAUGUGGAGCCAAGCGUCGGACAUUGUGCCGAACAACAUGCGGUACGACCCGAAUACGCAUCGGAGAACUGUCCCUCGCAUCCGCGAAUACCUAUGCAGUUGAAUUACUUAAAGGGAUACAUCAAAAUUGUUCACCAUGCAUACAUAAAGUGUUUAAAAAAACUUCAACUAGAAGUGUGCUCUUGCACAUACUGUUUUGAUAGGCGUUAGGGAGACGGCUGAAACAAUGUUAAAAUCUUAUAAUUUUCUCAGAUUUACCAUGUAAUCAUGUGCAUUUCCUUCAAAUCAGACCCCAAAAAGAUGAGAUGGAACAUUGCCUAAUAGAGUUCAUUACUUACCUGCCACAAGUGCAGAGUGGCCAUAUUUUACAACACAAGCAUUUCCAUUUGUAAAAUUCAAGACAAACAAAUAUGUAUAUCUUAGAGGGUAGCACAGGGGUAGGCAACCAAAAUAACAAGUAUAGCAAUUUUUUUCGAAUUCGCUAAAUAACUCAAUAUUUCAAGAGUCGCAAUGCAUGUGAACACUGGAAGGUGGUCCUUAUUAAAUAACGUCACGAAGCAGUUCUAAAAGAGCCGUAGGUUGCCGGCCCCUGGGGUAGCACAUUCACUUGCGAUUCAAAUGUUCACAUUUCCAUGUCGUGACCUCACCAACGGUGUAUCACGUGGUGUAUUAACAACAAUGCAGUUCUCAAUAUUUGUUCUUGGCUUAGGCCACGCAGUGAUUUUAAUCCAAACUUCUUGUCAUUAACCCUCCAGCAUGACGACAUACAGUAACUACCCCUGCGUUUUAAGUUAACAAAGAGGAUGUUUGCAAAUGUUUUAUUUUAUAGUUUGAGCACAAUAAUGCUGUUAUAUUACAGUAAACACGCCGAAACAAAUAUAUGUAAUAUUUCUACAAAUAACACGAUCUGUUUUUGUACUAAUCGGCAUUCUCUUACCUUUUUAGUCCAGAAUAUAAAUAAUUUGGACUUUCAAAAGUUGGCAACAUAAAGUUGAUGAAAGUAAUUACCUGGAGUAUUGUGACCAUGUUCUAAGGCAUGGACUAGUAUGCUGUAUAUUAUUAUUAUAGGUGGUGCUGCAUCCACAUCACUCUGUUUUAUGCCAUGAGCAGCAUUGGGGCAGUCACUCUUUGUUUCAGCCAUGCAAGGAAGUGCCAGUUUGCGGUUUGUUUUUAAGAAUCAGAAUCUUGCUUUAAACUGCAGGAAUCCGAUGAGCUAUGAAUCUCUUCUUUUGCUUUGCUGGCUGUCCUUUAUGCAACCUUGAUUGAGUAGACAAAUCAUUUGGUGAUGCUGAUGCUGCCUUAUUGGGUAGUGGUGCACAAGGAUAAAUAACAAAAAUAAAGUAUAUAAUCAGUGACGUUUCAUGCAAUGGCCCUCCUUCGAAGCACGGAGAGAGGUCACAGAAGUGGUGUUCUAUGCAGAAGGGCCAUUGCUCAAAAACAUGAGCCAGUCAUUCUCCUUUUCCCUAUGAAGACCACGGUGUUAUUGAUGAAUGGGUUGAGGUUUCUUGGCCGGGUAGGUACACAGGACGAAAAACAACACCAACAGAUCAGAGCGGCCAAGUGAGGCUGACCUUACAAGAUACCGUGGCUCGUGCCUUUGCUUUAAUGACAACACCACAGUUCAAAAACAAAUCGGAUCUUUCAGUGAAGCCAUAUCAUUCGUAUUUUGGUGAAAACAUUUCUUCGUUUUUGUGGGGUUUCGGUGUUAAGUAACAUUUUGGUGAAGUGCCAAAAGGACCAAAUUCAACUCCGUGCGUGUCCUGGAAAGCUUUUGUACUAAAAUAUAUAGAGUCCACCACGUACAGCCUCUUAUUUGCAAGUGGAUCUUCCGUUCCACAUUUUGUGGUGUGGCAAGAUUUGAAAACCAUUGCACGUCUCUGGAUUCCUCGACUUUGAUUAUGCAACAUAUACUCUCUCUAAGCAGGCAAAAACUGCACUGAUUCAAUACGCAGUGUCUCUAUUAUCGAAAAGGUCCUUGCAUAUUAUAUAUUUUGUUUAUUUAUUUAAUAACCGAGUAUUCACCAGCUAUAAGUUACACUGUGAAAAUAUAGAGAUGGUCGACGUUUGACCUUCAACUCACUUUGUUAUUGUUGGGGUGCUGAUGGUACAUGGGGGGGGGGGGUGUUUUGUAAAGGCAGGGGAGCGUUGUGAUUCAAUCGUAAGGGUCCCUUAAUCGCUGCUUUCCCAGGCUUAUCCCCGCCAAACAAUCUGAGUCCUGCUCAUUAUUUUCUGAAGCCCAGUCCAUCACCCAUCGCCUUGUUCCUUUCCUUCUUGAAAAAAAAAAAACUGAAGGUCAUUUCUUGCUCAUGUCACCCACCGAUGGAAGGCCUCCACUUGAGUGAGCUCUGGAGAGCCGCCUCCAGGGGGUAUUUGGCCUACUCUUCCACGUUGGCCAGACUUUACCCCACCACGUGCAACCUGUCGUUCGACGUUCUGUGGCAGACCUGUUCGUGCUGGCACGUGGUGUACCCGUUUGUAAGGAGUAUGGGGGGGGGGAGUUAAUAAACUAGCCCGUUCGUUUCAACGUAUUGUACAUUGCAGUGAUUGUGACUGUUGUUUUUAUUAUAUCUGCAUGCGCGCUCAAAAUAUAUCAGGCGCACGUACCCUCGUCGGCCUCGUACAUUUGGAGGCUGCCCGCUGGUGCUCUUUUAAUAUCCGUGGUUUGUAAAGCGUUGUCGAUUGCAAGGUAAUUUUCGAGUAGACCAUUGCUAGCCCCAGAGUACGGUACCUUGUGGAAUUACCGGGGUUUACAUGCGCCAAGGAAAUUUGGUCGGGAAAUGAAACGGCUCCAGCACUUUCUGUGCAACUUGAGACUUAGGUAUGAAUCACCCUGACUUGGUUAACGCAUCACUUUUGUUUACCGUUUUUGUAACAAUGAUUUUGUUGUGUGUGUGUGGUGUACAUUUUGUAAAUUAAUUUCAGUAUUGUAAUUUUGUAAUUUAAAAAGAAAACAAUUCCUUGACUGUUUGGCAGCAACGUCGAUGUGGACUGAUUUAAUGUGACAAUCUAAGAGUGAUUUUGUUUUUUCUUUAUGCAGGGCAUUUAAUAAUAUUUCGGAUCAAAUGCAGUGAAAGUCCAAAUUUGGUACAGUACUUCUAUUUGUAUAUAUGUAUGGGUAGGAGUGACCAAUACUGUGCAGUGGGUCCUUGAUUGUGUGUGUGUGUAUAUGUGUACACAGUACUACAUGUCUGAACAUCAGGGCUAUUUUCAUGGUUUUCAACCGUAAUCAAAAACUGUUCAAGUUUUACCAGCAAACAGUGCCAUGCCAAAACUAUGUCGGUUUAUACAUCCUGGUCCGUUGACUUCUCCACAUUGUGACUGCAUUUUGUUAUUGAUGGCAUGAGUUGUUGACAGGGUAUGUCUGCUAUCUCUUUGGAAUAUUUCAUUCAAUGCAACGUUAACUUCAAAGAGACGCGUGCGUGGAUGGCAUUUAGCUCAAUAUACACACGGACGGAGCCGUUUAGACACCUCACUGCUUUUCAACAACCCAUCGUAUCAACUGAGCGAUUGAUUAUUCAUGAACCAAUUGCUCUAUAUCACAGGGGGGAGAGUUAAUCUCGCCUGUACCUGUAUUCAGAAUGGGAUACAUGUCGAGGCUUUGAAUUAAAAUACUUUCCUCUUUGAUGCCUCCCUUAUUUUCGUGGGGUAUCGAUACACGGACCACCCUGUGUGAUCGCCAUGCACUUUGGAUGCAUGCACAUUACCGCUGUUAUGGCUUGACUAGUACUGCAGAAGGGUUCCACGUGUUUUCUACAACUUCCCCUCUUGAUCGUGUGGAUCUUCUCGCCGUUCCUAAUGAUUGUGAGCUGCUUCUCGUGUGGACCGAUGUUUAAAAUUGCUCCCCUGCAUUUUAGAGAAACUAUAUCACGGGCUUAAAACAACACCUACAGAUGGUAAAGCUGCCUUCUUAUUAAAGGUAUGCACUUUAGUUUGUCUUUUUUAUCGUUAUCGACCCUCUGACUUGUCAUGUUUCGUGUGCUGAUUUUGCUAAAUGGUUGAGUGUUCUGCUGCAUGCGUUCUUUACCUUUAUAUGGGGGGCAACCUUUUGGCCAAAUGGUUCUUGCCCUCUUGUCCUUGACUCGGUGAAUUCCAGAAAAUCGAUUGUUAUUUUCUGUUUACAAAAAUGACAUGAACACAGAUUGGAAAAUGUAAAGUUUGGAAGUGUGGAAAACAAUCCGUUCUAUAGCAGCCAAUAAAAAUUUACAAUUCUACACGUCCAUCUAUAAAAAAUACCAUGAAAGUUUUUUUUAAAUCAGUAAUAUUUUGUGUAAUGGCCCUUUUUCAUAGCAGAGAAAACGGGCUAUUGCCAAAAACAUCACCGGUGUUAUUGAUGAAUGUGUUGUGCGUAUACACCGCUGCCAACCCAGUAUCACGAAAAGUGUUGUUUAAUAAACACAUUUGGGUAAUGAGUAUUAUGCAGUUUCAAGGCGAAUGGAGGUUGUUUGCUGACAUUGAAAUAUUUAAUCGGUGGCCCAGGAUGCCUUUCCAGUAGUUGCCAUACCCAGCGAUGGUUUUUGUACAUCGAAGGACCCUUUGCGAAGUGGCAAAUGGAGACAAGUGUUUUAAAAUGGGCAUGUUAGGAAAUUUCAGUUGACCUCGCAUGUUUAGCUCUUUUGUGGGCACAUUGUUACUGUUAGGCUCAUCCAAAGCCGUCUUGCGCAAGCGUCGUGCUGAAUUGGACGUGAAGCUUAGCCUGUUUGUGUUCUUGGCGACAUUCUGUACGGCAACGUUUAUAUCCUGAAACCUAACUGCUGAGGAACCACGAUGUUUUUAUUGUAUUUAAUCCCAACAUGAAGAGUGCACACGCUUAAUGUAAAUGUCUGCCGCGGUCAAUGUGAUCUGGAACCUGUUGACAGUUUGGUAAUAAAGAUGAGUGAUGAAAGAACAGUUGAGUGUCCACUUUUUUAAAUCCUUUAUAUUAAGUUCACUUGCUUGCUUGCGCGCUUACGACCGUGCAAAUCUUUCGGUCGUUUUUUAACCCACUUCCCGUGAUCCAAUCGAGCUGACAUUUUGCACACAGACUCGUUGUGCGUGACAAUUUAUUUUCGCGAAAAUUUUUUUCCAACAUUUUCCACUUUUUAGGAAAAUGUUUUUUUUCAUUUUAAUUUAAAAUACCAAUGUGAUAAAAAUGAAACUCUUACUCAAGAAAAACAGAAAUGAACAAUAAAAUAAAACCGAUGCCACGCAUAUAAAGGAUUUAU
Molecule: messenger RNA, 7695 nt
Organism: Lethenteron reissneri (Far Eastern brook lamprey)
Lineage: Eukaryota; Metazoa; Chordata; Hyperoartia; Petromyzontiformes; Petromyzontidae
Product: protein FAM89A-like
Source: RefSeq, a predicted model, not a curated record